AAUGGCCAUACAAGAACGGGAUUAAAUGCCCAAAAUAAUUCCUCAAACUCUGGCGAAGUCCAAAGGAGAAAUCUACGAAAACCCUUCAAGAAAUUUGAAAAAAAAAUGGAGUAAGCUUGAAAGAUUCAACUUACCCAUUUGAAUAUUACGAACAAGCUUCAGAGAUUCUCGUCCAUGGCGAUGACUCGCGACCAGGAAAGUCAAUCGUUUAUUAAUUAUUUAUUCACUCUUGUCUCUAUUUCAUCUUUGAAUAUUGUUCAUCUUCUUUCUAAUGUUUCCUUCCUUUUCCCCUCAUUUAUAUCUUCUAAUGCUUGUGCUCUGUAUUGAAUCUGAGAUGGAGAUCACAAAAUGGAUUGUUUCAUUGUGCUGUCUGAACACUAUAUUUACCAAAGUGCUAUCAAAUAAUCAAUGCCUUUUCAUGGUUCUUAGAAUUUAAAGGGGAUUGUCAAGCUUCAUCCACUCAUUGUUCUAGGUAGAGUCAAGAACUCUCUGAAGUUAGUCAGCCAAAAAUGUAUUGUUCUUAUUAGUUGCCUUACAAGAUAAAGGAUAGGGGGCUUAUGUCUUUAUGAAAAAUGGGACUGUUCCCUGCUCUGUUUUCUUUCUUCUUGGUUGCUUUGGUAGUUUCUUGGGGGCAUGAAACUGAAGGGAACAUGAACUUGACGAUGGAUGAUAGUGGAAAGGGCAGAAUUGGGGUCAUUGUAGACGAGAGUUCUAGGAUUGGUAAGGAAGAGAUGUUGGCUAUGCAGAUGGCUGUUGAAGAUUUUAACUCCUCCAGGAAUCAGAGCUUUAGUCUUGUUAUCAGAGACUACAAAAGUGAUCCCAAUCUUGCAGCUCUUGCAGCUAAAGAACUCAUCAGUAUGCAACGAGUUCAGGUUCUUAUAGGACCUCAAACCUGGGAAGCGACAUCCAUAGUUUCCGAGGUCGGAAAUGAGAAGCAGACUCCGGUUCUAACGUUAGCUAAUGAAAUACCAAAGUGGGCAAAUGAGAGGUUCAAAUUCUUGGUCCAAGCUUCUCCCUCCCAGUUAAAUCAAAUGAGAGCCAUAGCUGGUAUCAUCGGUUCAUGGGAUUGGCACCUAGUCAAUGUUAUAUAUGAAGAUAGAGAUUUCUCAACCACUGAAAUAUUUCCUCAUCUUGUUCAUGCCCUCAAAGACGUAGGAGCUGAAGUAAGUGAAUUUGUUGGUCUCUCACAAUUUGAUUCUGAUUCAUUCACCAAAGAAUUGGAGAGGCUAAGAAGAGGGUCAAGCAGAGUUUUUGUAGUUCAUUUGCCAUUCAAGUUGGCAUUGCGUCUAUUUGAGACAGCAAACGAGAUGGGAAUGAUGGGAAAUGGCUACGUUUGGAUCACUACUGAUUCUUUCACAAGCCUUGCACAUUCUUUCAAUGCUUCUAUCUUCUCUGUAUUACAAGGAGUUGUUGGAGUCAAACGCUUCUACCAUGAAGACAAGCCUCCAUUUCAUGAGUUUCAUCUUCGGUUCCGAAGACGGUUUAGAUUAGAGCAUUCUGAUGAGGACGAGCACGAGCCUGGUAUCUAUGCAGUACAGGCUUAUGAUGCUGCAAUGACAGCAGCUAUGGCAAUGAGUGAAAUCCAAGAAAAGGGUAAUGACUUGUUGGAACAAAUAAAGCUCACUGACUUUCAAGGACUCAGUGGAAUGAUUCAGUUCAAGGAUAGAAAGUUAGCCCCAGCUGAUACAUUUCAGAUUAUCAAUAUCAUGGGAAGGACUUAUAGGGAGCUCGGCUUCUGGUCUGAUAAAUCAGGGUUCUCACGAGAGUCGAGGGAAAAUUCGUCGUCUAACUCGUCGAUGAAGGAUCUUAGCCAAGUGUUUUGGCCUGGUGGUUCUUCGGAAACUCCAAGGGGAUGGGUUGUACCAACAGAUGCCAAUCCAUUGAGAAUUGGGGUGCCAACUGGUUCCAUGUUCAAACAGUAUGUACAAGUGGAAGAAGAUCCUAAGGGAAACAAUUUAACCUUCAAAGGACUUGCAAUUGAUCUGUUUAAAGAAACCAUACACAGCCUGCACAUCCCUCUGUCGUACGAGUUCUAUCGUUUCAAUGGCUCAUAUGAUGAUUUGGUGAAUGAAAUCUACUUAAAGAACUUCGAUGCAGCUGUCGGUGAUAUCGCCAUAAUAUCACGACGCUACGACCACGCCGACUUUACACAUCCUUACUCCGAAGAAGGACUGGUGAUGAUAGUUCCUACCAGAAAAGACAAAAGCAACAGAUCAUUGUUGUUCACAAAGCCCUUUACAUUAACCAUGUGGAUUGCAAUUGCUAUGAUAAAUGCCUACAAUGGCUUUGUAGUCUGGUUCAUAGAACGAAGUCGCUAUCCAUGUCACGACGGUUCGAUGUUUAAUCACGCUGGCACCAUGCUUUGCUCAUCCUUCACGACUCUCUUCUCACUACAUGGUAACAUGCUGCAUAGUAACCUUUCACGGAUGACCAUGGUGGUUUGGUUGUUUAUGGCGCUCGUGAUAACUCAAAUAUAUACCGCGAAUCUUACAAGCAUGCUCACUAUUCAAAGACUCGAACCGACUAUAUCGAAUAUCGAAACGCUCCAAAGGGCAAACGCUUUAGUCGGAUAUGGUAAAGGAUCCUUUGUCAAAAGAUAUUUGGAAGAAGUUUUACACUUCCGACCCGAAAACAUAAAGAACUACUCCACACCUGACAAUCUUUCUGAAGCUCUCAGAAACCAGGAGAUAUCAGCUGCUUUUCUUGAAGUCCCUUUUGUGAAAAUAUUCCUUGCUAGAUUUUGCAGGGAGUUCAUGAUUUCUGGGCCAACCUACAAAGUUGGAGGAUUUGGAUUUGCGUUUCCACGAGGCUCGCCGUUGGUAACGGAUAUCAACGAAGCAUUGCUUAAGGUAUCUGAAACUGGGAAGUUCAAAGCUUUGGAAGAUAGCAUGAUUGGUAAUGAGACAUGUGAGGAUGAUGAUGCAAAGGAGGAAGGUUCACGCCUCUGCCCCAACAGCUUCUUUAUACUGUUUGUAUUGAGUGGAGGAGUAUCAACAAUAGCUCUCACAUUGUUCAUCUUUAAUGCCCAUAGCUCUAGUUUUCAUCAGAACGCUAUCUGGAGAUUAAUGAUAGCUGUAAUGAGACACUGGGGAAAGCAUAGGAGGUCGCCUUCUCGACGAGUAUGCGACGAACUGCAAACGACGACUGCCUCGUAUAACUUUGUGCACAACACGAACUUGCGAAUUCAGGUCUAG
Cucurbita pepo subsp. pepo (vegetable marrow) is the source of this 3194-nucleotide messenger RNA. The record is from RefSeq and is a predicted model, not a curated record. NCBI's taxonomy places the organism in Eukaryota, Viridiplantae, Streptophyta, Magnoliopsida, Cucurbitales, Cucurbitaceae.